UCCGUUCACUCAAAAUUUGGUCCCUCUGGAAUUGCUUGAAUAUGAAACGUCGAAGUUACGGUCAGCAAAUGUUAAGCAGCCAUCUUGAACGAUCAUUUCACCAUCAAACAAUCGAAAAAUCGUAGAAACUUCAACCUAAUUAUCUAUUUCUGUACUAAAUUUUUGGACACAACGAAUAUAACAUGAAACGAAAAUUACGGAAACCUGAAAAUUCUUAGUUUCUUGAAAAGCUUUUCGAUAAGGAAAAUCGAAUAGGAAAACCGUAAAAAAAAAAAAAUAGAAAAAAUGUCCUACUAUCGCACGUGCCAAUGCGGCUGCACGGACCCACCGGAAAUGACAGGGGGUGACCCACCGCACGAGGGAUCCUGUGGGUGCAGUUAUAACCCCUUUGCCGACGUGGGGCGUGACACCGAGAUAACAGAUUUAUCUUACGCUCUGAGAAAACUGACCUCGAUGAAGUGUCAAAUGAAAAAGUGGCGCAUAGAACGUCUCCAGUUGGAGAGCGAAGCGAGAGCUUUGAAGCAGGUUUUGCAGGAGCACGGGCUCAACUCCGAUAUGGUGAAACCGGAUCCGCUCAUGGUUCAUCUGCGAGAGGAGAACGGUCGCUUGGAAAACGAGAAUGCGGAGCUUCGGGACAAGGUGAAAACCCUUGCCGACACAAUCUCGGAAUACGAGUACAACGACUCGCCUUGCGAGGCGGUGAAAAAGGUGCGAAUUAAAAUGAAGAUCUUGAAGGAGGAACACGCGGUGGAAAAAAAUCGAUUGCGGGAGAUCAUUUCGGAGCUUAAAAUCCGUUUGCAAGAGGCUGAGGGUGACUCCUCGUGCGCAGCGAUGAAUCGUUUACGAGCGAAGCUCAGGGAGCUGAUGAAGGGUGGCAAGGUAGCCGACGAGCGGGUAUCUAUGGUCGUCCAGAGAUCCAUAGAGACGCUGGUCGAGCUAACGGAUAACGUGGACGAGCUGAAAGCUGAGAUAGAGCGUUUAAAAGCGGAGAUAAGGAGGCUGAAGGAUCUUCUGAAGGAAUGCGAAGACCGACGUUUGACUUCGUCGACGGUCGCCGUCGAGACAGUACCCAUCGAUUUGAAACCGGCCGAGAAACCGUUAGCCGAAAUGGACGUGUCCGACCUCUUGCAAAGAAUAAAGGAUCUCGAAGCGUUGAUUGCCAUGCUGAGAAAACAACUCGUCGACAAGGACGCGGUCAUCAACGAUCUGCAAAAUCAGUCGUUCGAUCUCGCUACCGAGAACAAACGUCUUUCCGUAGAUCUCGACCAGAUGAACGUCAGCUACAAAGCACUGAUGGACGAAGUUAAAGCCAUGAAGGAGGAGCUCAAAAAAAGAGAUGACAAGGUAUCCGAUCUCUUGCGGAGCUUGCAAGCCUCAGCCAUCGAGUUGCUUGGAAUGAACAGGCUACAGAGUGAAAUGGACACUCUAAAACCACAGUUGUAUAGCCUCGAAUUGGAGCGGGACCAGCUGGUUUCGGAGCUCGGCAAAGUACGGGGUGUCCUGUCUGAGAGGAAUGAUCAGAUAAUUAAAAUAUUGGAAGAGAAAGACAAACACGUAAAAGCUCUUGCGAGAACGUCGAAUAUUAUACAGUCGACGGUGGAGCCUUUGAUGGAGCAAGAGGCUGCCCUGAAGAGAGAGAUCGAUGGACUCAAGGAUCGAAUAGCUGAACUGGAAAGGGAGCUUGCCGAACUAAGAAAAAAGCUCGCGCAGUUGGAAUCAGAGAAUGCCGAGAUACCGGGACUCCUCGAGAAGAUCAAGAACCUCGAAGACGAACUGGCCAGACUCAGAGCCCAGCUGGCUGAAGCGAACGAUAGAAUACGAGAGUUGGAAAAAGAAAUAGCAGAAUUGAAGGCUGAUAAAGCGCAGUUGGAAAAAGACCUCGCCGAGGCUAGAAAGGAGAUGGAGAAAAUGAGGGAAGAACUCGCGGCGGAGAGAGCAGCGAAAGAGGCGGCGCUGAAAGAGUUGGGAAAUUGUAGGGCGGAAAAUGAACGAUUGAACGAAGAGCUGAACGCGGCUAAGGCAGAGGCUGAUAAUCUUCGCGGUGAAAUUGAAAGACUGAAAAACGCCUUGGAUGCGGCGAAGGGUGAAGCUGACAAGCUCAGGAGUGAUAUGGAAAAAAUGAAAAAUGACAUUGACAAAUUGAGAGCUGAAAACGAUCAGCUGAAAAAUCAGCUGGCGGGACUGACCGCGGAGAACGAGCGACUCAGAGGUGAAAUAGACGCGCUGAAGGACGAGAGAGACAAGCUACGAAAUGAGAUCAAUGCCCUCAAAGCGGAGAACGAUAAAUUGCAGGCAGAAGUCAACAAGCUGAAAGCUGAAGUUGAAAGACUCGAGGCUGAAAACGGAAGACUCAAAGCGGAGUUUCAGAAACUCAAAAAUGACUACGAUGCCCUGAAAUCGGAGAAUGACGAUCUGAAGAAGAGUCUGGCCGACGCCGAAGGAAGGAUAAAAUCUCUGGAAGCUGAAAAAGCUGAUCUAUUGAACAAAAUUGCGGAGUUGAAGAAUCAGAUCGAUCGGCUUCAGGGUGAACUCGCUGCAGAAAAAGCCGCAAAAGAUGCAGCGUUGCAAGAGCUAGCAGCUAUCAAAUCCGAGCUCAAAGCUCUGUUGGCAGAAAUGGAUAAGUUGAAAGCAGAGCGUGAUAAACUCAAAGCUGCAGUUGACGAUCUCACCAACAAACUUUCUCAGCUGAAUAACGAUCUGGACCAGCUGAAAUCGAAGUAUGCCGCAUUGUUGGCGGAAAAUGACAAGCUGAAAGGAGAGGUCGAUCGGUUGAAGGGGGAGAAUGACAGACUCAAAAAUGACCUGGACAAAAUCAAAGCAGAGCUUGAUAACUUGAAAGCAGAAAACGCCAAGCUCAAAGAAGAGAACGCGAAGUUGAAAAAAGACCUCAGCGACGCUGAAUCUAAGAUAAAGGGCCUUGAAAAUCAAAUCAAGGCUUGCGAAGAAGAGAAAGCCAGAUUAAGGGAAGAAAUCGAUGCCCUUAAAGAUCAAGUUGACAAGCUUGGCAAAGAGCUAGCGGCAGAGAGGGCUGCGAAAGAAGCAGCUCUGCGGGAGCUGGAUGCCCUGAAAAAUGAGUUAUCCGCAUUGAGAGCAGAGUUGGAUAAAGUACGGGGGGAAAAUACACGGCUAAAGGGUGAACUGGACAAACUGAAGGCUGAGAACGAGGCUCUCAAAGCUGAGAACAAUAAAAUGAAAGGCGAGCUCGAUCGGCUGAACGCUCAAGUCGCGAAACUAUUGGGCGACAUCGAUGCUCUGAAAGCAGAAAAUGCAAAGCUCAAAGGAGAUUUGGACAAACUGAAUGAUGAGAUUAAGGCCUUGCGAGCUGAGAACGACAAACUUAAGAGCGAGCUCGAUCAGAUGAAGGCCGAGAAUGCGGAACUGAAAGAUCAGCUGGCCAGCGCGCAAGCGGAAAUGGCGAAGUUGAAAGAAGAGCUGGAUAAGCUGAAAUCCGAGAACGAUGCGCUUCGAGGUGAGCUUUCAAAAAUGAAAGGAGAGUUGGACAAGUUAAAUGCGGAGAUCGCAAAACUUCAAAGAGAUCUCGACGCUCUCAAAGCGGAGAACGCGAAGCUCAAAGACGAACUCGACAAACUUUCUGCUGAGAACCAAGAACUGAGAUCUGAGAAUGCUAAACUCAAAGGAGAGUUGGACAGCCUGAAAUCCGAGAACGAAAAGCUGAAGAAAGAUCUUGCUGCGGCGAUGGCGGAAGUCGCCAAACUCAAAGAAGAUCUCGAUAAAUUGCAGGCUGAAAACGACGCGCUCAAAGCUGAGAAUGCUAAAAUAAAGAGUGAACUCGACAAGCUCAAAUCCGAGAAUGCGGAGCUCCAAAAAGCACUCGAUUCUCUGAAGGCUGAGAAUGCUAGACUGAAAUCGGAAGUCGAUGAUCUUAAAAAAGACAACGAAAAGCUGAAAAACGAUCUCCAGAAAGCGAUUGCAGAAAUGGACAAACUGAAAGCGGAAUCUAGUGGCUCAAGGCGACCGAGUAAAGCGACCCCGAGGAGUCAGGAUCCCUCUAAGCCAAGUCCUGAGGCUUCAACGGACGCUGUCCCUCUUGCUGAAAUUGAGCGGCUCAGCCCGGUUCCGAAAACUGAGAAGAGGGUCAGACGUGUCAGUUCGGUUGUAAAAAAGGAUCAAGGAUCGCAAGGGGCGGGUUGCGGUGAUUACGAGAAUGCAAACGAACAGCUGAGGAAGAAUAUGAAUAUGCAGGACAGAGCUGUGCAACGAAUACGAAAUUUCGUCAAAUACAUACUCGGCGAGAGACCGUCACCCCCGGAAAUGGCUCAGGAACUGAAUCAUCGGAUGUCAUCUGUGAUGAGAAAUAAAUUCGCCGAAGAUCUGAUGGAAUUACUCAGGGAGUCACAGUUCUUAUCGGAAAGUAUAUUCAACGCUGAAACCGACGUUCAAGGACUGAUGAAACUUCUGGACGAGAUCAACAGGCUCAGAGAUGAAAAUACGGCGCUGAAAAAUCAAGCUGACGACACUCGCGACAUCAACAGUUCCGGCGACGUCUUCGACGCGGAGUCCUGGCUCAGAUCGUUGACGUUGACGGAAUUGGCGGAGCUUCACGACAGGAUUUGUUUAGUGACGUCGUGCAUAGUGCAGCAAGACAUAAAUCCGGAAGAUUACGUAGACGGUACCGUGGAAGUCGACGGUGUCUGUCGUCCCUGCGUAAAAAUAUCCGAAGAUCCAGUCGACGAGUACGAGGCGUUGAACCGAAGAAUAGCGGCUCUCCAGCGUCAGAUAAAUGAGAAGCAAAAUGAAGCGGCUAAAAAAGUGCAGGAAAUGCGGGAAGUCAUGUGGCGAGAACAGGAGAACUUGAUCCGGUUGUCGGACGAGAUGAACGCCCAAAAACGUAGACAUUUGUCGAUGCAAUUGAAAAUUAGCGCGAAUAGUUGCGCCGGUAAGCUCGACCCUUGGGCAAUGGCGGAGAGACUCGACGCCCUGAAUGACCAAAGACUCGGCCUCGAUUUCAAGACCUAUUCGGAGAUCACUCGCGAAGAAGAUAUUUGCGACGAUAACAACUGCCCGGAGAUGAGAUGGGAUUCCUCGCCGAAGUCGGACCUCGUCAACGAUCGGGAAGCUGAAGAGAAAAAAGACGAAGAAAAAGAGGCUUCGGUACUUACGAUGUUCAAGGGAAUCGGUACGGUGACUCGUGAAGUCGAAUAUCCGUUCGACAAUUCUACCUGCGUAAAAUCUUUGAUGAAAAAUCGUAGGACGAACGCUCCUGCGCCUUGUUCACUUCCCGUGAAACAUGCGGACGUUCCAUGCUGUCGAAAUCCUUGUUGUCCAUCGUUUGUGAAUCAGAACGUUCUUUUUUCGAAUAAAAAUGCUGCGUCAUCGUUCAAAAAUGACAACGACGUCGACGAUAACGCCGAGAUGGAGGUGGCGGUUUUGUGUAAAGGUGUACGCGAUCGUAGUUGAUUCAAAAAAUCGAAAAACUAUAAAACAAAAAAAAAAAGAAAGAAAUGAGUCAGAUGUAACCGGUAAUCGCUUAAUUGUAUACGCAACCAAAGACACGUGAUAAAAUAUAGACAAAUCCCAAUAAUUUCCAGUUACUUUUACAUCUAUGUAUAGUUUUAAAAUCCCGCAUUUGUUAUAAUUUCAUUAUAAAUGUACGCGACGGUAUCCCGGAGUUUUUUCGUCGUUCGGUAUUCCGGGGGAAAGGGAUUAAUUUUGAACGUGGUAAGCACGUUAUUCCGGCCACUGCGUUUUACUGGGGAGGAUAUUGUAUCGGACAUAAAGAAUGACCAACGAAGUGGUGAUGGCGUUGCGCUUCCUCUUUCUCCCCGUCCCUUUUAUUUUAUUUGAUAUUCAUUCGUUUCGUUUGAUUUUUAUUUUCUUUUUCAAAUUUUUUCGUUGUCACAUUAUUUUGAUCCGACGACAACCGGGCGUGUAACGCGCGCGGUUGAACCUCGUUACACGUCGUGUGAAAAGUGUUGGGAAAGUAAAAAAUACGAAUUAACUUGGACGAAUUAAAAUAAAAGGAGCGGAUCGAGCCGUGGGAGCAAUUUCGUGGCUUGGCUCGUUACAACGCCACCAAUUGAAGAUAAAAAAUUUUUGUAUGCAAAAAAUGAAUCACGCGAUUCGAAUAAUGGGUUUCACGGUGCACCGUCCGUCGGGAUAAUUAAUGGGUACACGUUACACAUAACACGUAAUCGCUCAAUUGACCGUUGGACAAAAUAAUUAGCCUGAACCGUCGUAAUCAGUUUCUCAUUCCACAACGCGGAUCUAUGAAAGCUUUAUUAUUUGAAUUAAUCUCCUUUUUGUUUGCAAGGAAAUUAUUCGAGAUACCCGUUCCCAUUUAUUGACAUUUUUGCUGAAUAAUUUCGGGUAGUAUUAUAGCGUUCAAUAAUCGAGCAUUAUUGGUAUUGGCUGCGCCGCGUUUCGCUGUAUUUUGUACCGACAUAAAGCCUCGUGUUAAGCGAACGAGGGAAUGGAUUGCGAGCGAGUGCAACCUGUUAUCCCUUUCAUCCCUAUACUGCAUGCGAAAGUGCUAUUUUCAGCUUUUGAUUUACCAGCUGUAAACUGCAAAGCCCAAUCGCUAGCUUUACGCCGUAAAACCAGCUAAACAAAUUUCCAAAACUUUUUGUCAACUUUUAUUCUUUCAAUAUAGGUUUAGAAAAAUCGACGAAUAAAUGAAUCGCCAAAUUGCCAAUUAUUUUAUUCUCGCCCGUAGAAAGGGAGCGCGUCAUUACCCGUUAUAAAGGGCACUCGAUGAUAUCUGAGGGAAAGGUUGUACAUCUGGUGGAUUUAUUAGUUGUGCUUCUGCGAUCGAGCAAUUAAUUUUACGUCAAUUACACAAAAAUUUCGUAAUCAAUGAAUCACAGACAGAUGCCUCGUAAAAAAAAACCUGUACAGAUAUGUUUACGAAAAAAAAGAAUAAAUAAAUAAAACGAAAUAAUCGAUUCAAAGAAAUUGAAUUGAAUCAGAAAAAUGAGAACAACUCUACGAUAUCUCGUCAUAUGAGAGAUUUAUUAUCAUCAAACUCUCGGGGAAUUUCUAUUAGAUGCAAAACUUUAAUAAACUGUCAAAACUUUGUCUACCUUUUUUUUAUUCUUCACCUUUAGCUGGGUCAAGCGUUACACUUACUUCGGUGGUUAGACAAUUGUUGUUCUCGCGUGUCGCGCGACAUUUAACGUGUAUUACAGUGGUAUUAAUUAAGUGCUUUAUAAUUCAUAAUGACGCAUUUCUCGUCCGGUGUACGAAAUUAAUUUCAUAUAAUUACACCGAGCUAAGCCGGGGAAUUUUAUUUAACUCUACGACCGUUCAACGUGCGUAUCCGACGUACUUUUCCAGCACUCGAGAUUGGACCGUUCAAAUUUCGGGAGAUGAAAAAAGCCAGAAAUUAAAAUAAAAGAAAUCGUCGAGAGUUCUCGAACGUGAAUGUAUGCACACGAGGGAUAUGGAGGGAUACAGAGACACCGAGAUAGGGGAGGGAGGAAUUUCAUCGGUGGAUUCCUCUCGUGGGUUCGAUUUUCGAUAUUUCCGUAGUCGGUGACACGGUUUAAUCCGGAGGUAUUACAUGCACACAUCGGUUAUAUAGAGGGAAUAAUCCAAAGUAGUCACGUCAUUCCGUGCGACAGGUAAAUAGAGAAAACACACAGAUAUGCA
This is a messenger RNA of Athalia rosae (coleseed sawfly), 7608 nucleotides long. Its product is annotated as flagellar attachment zone protein 1-like. The transcript has 8 exons. The record is from RefSeq and is a predicted model, not a curated record. Gene Ontology annotation, biological process: regulation of DNA-templated transcription; mRNA transport; endoplasmic reticulum inheritance. Gene Ontology annotation, molecular function: DNA-binding transcription factor activity; protein homodimerization activity; transcription factor binding. NCBI's taxonomy places the organism in Eukaryota, Metazoa, Arthropoda, Insecta, Hymenoptera, Athaliidae. The coding region runs from base 286 to 5418 and encodes 1710 amino acids.